UCGCGGUUGUUGCAAGUGAAUUAUUGGAGGAAUGGCGGUAUAAAAUACUUCGGAGUAAUAAAUGCGGACUCGCUAUCGUUUGUUCCACUCCGGCUGGUAUUGCUGGUACACUUUGCUGGCGCUGACUACGGAAACGUACGGUAGCCCAAAUUCAUAGACGCCUUUGUACACAGCUGCCCGUAGCACUGCUCGACUGUUGCUCCGGAGUAAAGAUGGCGGAAGUCGAGAAAAAUGAGGAGCCCGCAAGAGAGAAAGAUGAAAUGCAAAUUUUGAAGGAGCUUGUUGAUGAUCUGUAUAAUUUUAGAGAUCGGUAUUUUGAGACUCACAGUGUGGAGGAUGCUGGGAGAAAACAGAGCAGUGUUUCACAAGAGAUGGAAGUGACACUACAGAAGUUGGAGGCAAAAGAAGAUUGCUUUAAACACAAAGCAGAGUAUUUGCUACAGAAGGGCAGGUGUCUGAACAUAGCCCCGGGGUUUAGUGUCACGGCAGAGGAGUGCCUUUCUAGGGCUGUGAAACUGGAGCCUGGCCUGGUUGAGGGUUGGAACACCCUUGGGGAGCAGUACUGGAAAAAAGGAGAUCUAAUUGCUGCCAAGAACUGCUUUACUGGAGCAUUACAGCAGAGUAAGAACAAGGUGUCACUGCGAAACCUCUCCAUGGUGCUGAGACAGCUGCCAGCAGGAGUCAGUGAAGAGCAGGGCAAGCGGGUGCUGGAGAGCGUAGACUUGGCCAGGCAGGCUGUUCAGCUGGAUGUCACAGAUGGAACUUCCUGGUACAUCCUGGGUAAUGCCUACGUAUCCCUUUUUUUCACCUGCGGACAGAAUCCACAGAUGUCUCAACAAGCGCUAAGUGCCUAUGCACAGUCUGAAAAAGUGGACAGAACCGCCUCGUCUUACCCUGAACUACAUUUCAACCGGGCAACUCUGUUCCAGUAUGAGGAGAUGUUUGGGUCAGCGCUGGGCGGCUACAGCCGAGCCGCAGUGCUCGACCCCAGUUGGGAGGAGCCUCCAGACAGGGAAAGGCAGCUGCUGGACUAUCUGGGGAAAGUCACAGAGCUCAUGGAGAACAAGGGGAAGGUGAAGGCACGUCGGCUGCGGACGAUGCUCUCCAGUCUCAACACGUCAGCCUUGGGGCCUUGCUCCUCCCCUCAGUUCCGCUCCCCUACAGGACGCGUGGGGAGCCUGGAGCCGCAGAGCCUGGCCGCUCUCAAACACGGCCACAACGCCGAGGUGGCCGCCCUGGGCAAGGUGGUGUUCAGCCUGGCGCCUGAGGGACGCAUGGCCUUCACGUUCGGUAUGGUGGACAGUGAGGAGACGUGCAUGGUGGUGAUGGUGUACAACACAGCAGACAGCUGGGGCGUCCUGAUUGGAGACACCGUAGUCAUUCCGGAACCUCAGGUCAAAAGACAAAGUGUUACUCAUAAAGAACAGUCUUUUGACUUCAGGAGUAUACGAGUGGACUCCCCUCUGCUGCUCAUAGUCAAUGGAAAGAAGCAAAACCUCCAGAGUCAGAUCGCUGCUUCAGUCAGUUACAAGCCCCAAAGUGAAUGAGUGGAGCUGAGAAUUACUCGGGGGGGGGGGGGGGGGGUCUUGGUGGUAAUCAUCAUCAGUUCCGUAACCUAUGGAGGUCAUAGGAGCACAGCUGAUGCCUUGGCAGUAAUGGGGUCUGAAAACCAAAUGGCGAGCAUGAAGCUGCCAUGUGUGGCUGUUUUUAGUGUGAGUUCUGUAAAUAGAAGAUGGCUGUUAUGUUGUCCUGAGGGGGGAAAAAACACACGUUUGUAUAUAGUUAUAAAUAUUUCCCUUUUUGUAUUCUGUGUUGAAGGAAGAAGAUGGAGAUGUUUAGUAAAUUACUGACAAAAUGUCGACUGUGAUGACUGUCAAUAUUUUAAAACAACAACCAAGCUUCACACCUUGAGUGUGUUUAUUGAAUGGUGGAUGAGAUAUAUAGACUCAAGUAAAUGUGGAAAUACUUUGGUAUAAAACUAGUUUGGUACUUCCAGAGUCUUGUUCUCAAAUGUUUACGUGGGAGGAAUUUAAUGUGCCAAUCAUAGAUAAAAUGAGUUACCACAUAAUUUCUAUUUCAGUGUGAGAACGUCUCCCAUCUUCAUUGCUGAGUCUAGCCGAGUGGUUAAAGAUGAUCUAAGUUUUAAUUCCCCCGGGGAAAUAGAAAAUGGGAGUGAAAUGAUUUUUUUGGCUCCUUUUGAGCACAACGAAGUACACUUUGAGCUUCUGAAGUGCAAUUACUCCAAACACACAUUCAAAUGCAGUAUUUAAGCAAAGCUAUGUUCCCUUUCCAUCCCUGUACUGAUCCAACAUCGAAAGUGAAUAUAACAAGUUAUCGGCAAAACAAUUUUAUUAUUUAUGAUGAACAACACAAAGUGAACUCGGAUCAAUAAAGACACACUGAACCGUUAAAUACAUUAAUCGGAUAAAUAAGAACAGAUUGAACUGUUAAAUACAUUAAUACAAUAUAAUAAACCCGUUAUGAAUGUGUUGUAUCAAACAUCAACUC
Messenger RNA from Lampris incognitus (smalleye Pacific opah), 2508 nucleotides. RefSeq names its product tetratricopeptide repeat domain 5 (gene ttc5). The coding region runs from base 213 to 1547 and encodes 444 amino acids. The transcript is spliced from 9 exons. Gene Ontology annotation, molecular function: protein binding. NCBI's taxonomy places the organism in Eukaryota, Metazoa, Chordata, Actinopteri, Lampriformes, Lampridae. The record is from RefSeq and is a predicted model, not a curated record.